This is a messenger RNA of Vespula vulgaris, 3027 nucleotides long. RefSeq names its product nuclear cap-binding protein subunit 1 (gene Cbp80). The transcript has a single exon. The record is from RefSeq and is a predicted model, not a curated record. Gene Ontology annotation, molecular function: mRNA binding; RNA cap binding; protein binding. Lineage: Eukaryota; Metazoa; Arthropoda; Insecta; Hymenoptera; Vespidae. Gene Ontology annotation, cellular component: nuclear cap binding complex; nucleus. Bases 182 to 2566 code for a protein of 794 amino acids. Gene Ontology annotation, biological process: nuclear-transcribed mRNA catabolic process, nonsense-mediated decay; mRNA export from nucleus.
GACCACUGUAUAGCGACAUCUCUCAUUGUCGCGUCAUCGUUGAAUCGAGAAGUGUGAAGUUUCAUCAUUCAGCGUAAAUGUAUGUAUGUAAUUUCGAGUAAACCGUUAAAACUACUAAACGUAGCUGUAAAUAAGGGUACAGAAUAAAAAUCUUAUUUACAUUGUUUCUAUAAUUGAGAAAAUGAGUCGUAGAAGAGUUCACGAAGAAGAUGAUGGAUAUGAACGUGUUUAUAAAAAGCGAAGGCGUGUUUCUGAGAAUCAAGAGAUUGAAGAUCGUUUAGAAUCUUUAAUUCUAAGAGUAGGUGAAAAAUCUACGUCUUCCUUGGAAAGCAAUUUGGAAGGACUUGCUUCGGUUUUGGAAGCUGACCUUGGACUAUUUCGUAGUAAAAUACUUCGCAUUUUAACAGAUUGUGCUAUUAAAAUGCCGGAAAAAUGUACUAUUUAUACAACUUUAGUUGGAUUAUUAAAUGCAAAGAAUUUUAAUUUUGGUGGUGAAUUUGUUGAUUAUAUGGUAAAGAAUUUCAAAGAUGCUUUGAAGUCAUGCAAGUGGGAUGUAGCAAGAUAUUCGCUCAGGUUCCUUGCAGAUUUAGUAAAUUGUCACGUUUUGUCAUGUGGUUCAUUAAUGCAGUUAUUUGAUAAUAUGCUAGAUGCUGCGAAUGAAGAUAGUGUACCACAAGUAAGACGCGAUUGGUACGUCUUUGCUGCUUUAUCAACAUUACCAUGGGUCGGAAGAGAACUUUAUGAGAAAAAAGAACAAGAAUUGGAUCAUUUAAUGGUAACCAUAGAAAUAUUUUUAAAUAAGCGUAACAAGAAACAUCAGCCAGCAUUAAGAGUUUGGUCAAGUGACACGCCUCAUCCCCAAGAGGAAUACUUGGAUUGUUUAUGGGCACAAGUAAGAAAACUUAGACAAGACAAUUGGGCAGAAAAACAUAUUCCUAGACCAUAUCUUGCUUUUGACUCUAUUUUGUGUGAAGCAUUACAACACAAUUUGCCUGCAAUAAUACCUCCUCCGCACCAUGAAAAUUGUACCUAUCCAUUGCCUACUGCUGUUUUUCGUAUGUUUGAUUAUACAGAUUGUCCUGCUGAAGGACCUGUAUUACCUGGAAGCCAUGCUAUUGAGAGAUUUCUUAUAGAGGAACAUUUACGUCAGAUUAUUAAUAAUUAUUUUUUCGAAAGGAAAGAUUGUGCUGCACAAUUAUUAAAUUUUCCAUACAAAGCCAAAAUUCCUUUGGACUAUUGUAUAGUGGAAGUAAUAUUUGGAGAAUUAUUUAGAUUGCCAACACCAAAACAUCUAGAAAUUUGUUAUGGAUCAAUUUUGAUAGAACUUUGUAAACUACAACCUUCAACAAUGCCACAAGUAUUGGCCCAAGCAACAGAAAUUCUGUUUCGUCGAAUAGACAGUAUGGCAGCUACUGCUUUCGAUCGUUUUGUUUGGUGGUUUGCAUAUCACUUAAGUAAUUUUCAAUUCCGAUGGUCUUGGGAAGAUUGGGAUUCUUGUUUACAACGUGAUCCGGAGCAUCCAAGACCAAAAUUUAUUAGAGAAGUAUUGCUAAAAGCUUUGCGGUUAUCAUAUUAUCAAAGAAUUCGAGAUAUGAUGCCAGAAUCAUAUACCGAAUUGAUACCUGCAUUACCAGAACCUGUAUAUAAAUAUUCAUCAGAAGGAGCAAGCUCUCUACCUGGUACCGCUGCAGCACAUGAACUAGUUGUAUCUAUAAGACGUAAAUGUACACCUGAAGAAGUUUUGAAUGUUCUAAAUACUUUGCCAGGACCUAAGGAUCAUGAAGAAACAAAUAAUUUUAAUCCAUUAAAAAUUGAUGUUUUUGUUCAAACUUUACUUAAUCUUGGUUCCAAAAGUUUUAGUCAUAGUUUUGCAGCUAUAGGAAAGUUUCAUUAUGUCUUUAAAGUACUUGCAGAAACAGAAGAAGCUGAAAUAUGUAUAUUAAGAAAUAUGUAUGCAUUAUGGAAGAACCAUUAUCAAAUGAUCGUAGUAUUAACAGAUAAGUUCUUAAAAACUGGCAUAAUAGAAUGUAGUGCUAUUGCAAAUUGGAUAUUUUCCAAAGAAAUGGCAUCAGAAUUUACAAAACUUUAUAUUUGGGAAAUUUUGCACUUAACAAUAAGGAAAAAGAAUAAACAUGUUAUCAAACUAACUACAGAAUUAACAGAAGCAAGAGAAAAAUUGAGAAGGGCUGAAAGCAGAUCUGGUUCUUCAUCGGAGGAUGAUGACACUAAUAAGGACCGUAAUAGAGAGAAACCAUCAGAAGAUGUUGUAGAAAGAAUGGAGGAAAAACUAGAAGCAGCCCAAGCAAAUCAGAAAAAUUUGUUCCUCAUCAUAUUUCAACGAUUUAUAAUGAUUCUUUCUGAGCAUUUAGUAAGAUGUGAUACAGAUGGUAUUGAUUAUAAUACUCAUUGGUACAAAUGGACCAUAGGACGACUACAACAAGUUUUCUUGACUCAUCAUGAACAAGUACAGAAAUAUUCAUCAACUUUAGAAACUUUAUUAUUCACCCCAGAUUUGGAUCCUCAUAUUUUAGAUGUAUUUCAUCAAUUUGUAUCUUUAAGAGCAUAAAGUAUAUAAUUAUAACUGUAUCAAAGGAAAUCAUGUAAGUGACUUAAAUCGUGUAAUGACUUAAAAGUAUCAUGACUAUUUUGUUUCAAACAAAUGUCAUUGGAUAAAAGACCAUAUUUAUUAAAUUCAUAAGUAUACUGUGAUUAUACGCAGUAAUAUAAAAAAAGUCUGCUUUAUCACUUCUAAUUAUAAUGAUAAUAUUAAUGAUAUAGAAAAAAUAACAAGGUAAAUAUGUUGCUUAAAUGUAGUGCAUUUAUGUACAAGUACUUAUAAGUAUGGGCACUAGUAUUAGCAAGAAUGAAAUGUUGUUUGAUUAAUAUAUAACUAUGGAGAUUCAUAUAAUAUUCUGUGAAUUCUACUAAAGUUAUGAGAUACCAAACAUAUAUAUGUUUCUAAAACUGUAAAUUCUAUAAUUAUUUUAUAUUUAAAGUAUCUUAAAUACAUGCUUGAUUCUGCUGUAA